GUCUCUUCAUUCCAUGUAUAUACCAAAGUUGUUUUCUUCCGUAACUCUCCAGAAUCUUUCAUUUCUUACCCCCAAUCCCACUAAUAUGUUCAAUUUAUGGAUUUUAAUCACCCAAAUUCACUCCCUUGCAGGGCCGAUGUUGAUGUUAUUAUAUCCUUUAUAUGCUACGGUUGUAGCUAAAGAGAGCACAUCCAAGUUGGAUGACGACCAAUGGCUUGCCUAUUGGAUUAUUUAUUCAACUCUCACCCUUGUAGAAAUGAUUUUCGCACCCAUCUUGCAAUGGAUACCAAUUUGGUAUAGUGCAAAACUAUUGCUGGUGGGAUGGUUAGUUUUGCCGCAGUUCAAAGGUGCUGCUUUCUUGUAUAAAACGUAUGCGAGACAGUACAUUCGAGAGUACAUCAUGCCCAAAAAGAGGGAACCUUUAUUCAUGAGGUAUAUUGAAAGGGAAUGAUGGUGCUGCUAAUGGAUUUUGACCAAAGAUGCGCGUGUAAUAGUCCAAUCUUUGGAUGAGCUUAUAUUUUAGUAUUUGAUUAGGAAUUAAUACUAAUUGACUUUACUUUAUAUCUAAUGUAUGGCAUUAAUAUUGCAAUAAACGGUUAUUUCAAAAGUUUUGGGGGGAUAUUUUAACAAAACAAAGCAACAAAAAUUAUAAUAUUGUUACAAUCUCAUGCUUGUAUCACACAUUUUUUAGGUUCU
Molecule: messenger RNA, 696 nt
Organism: Cicer arietinum (chickpea)
Lineage: Eukaryota; Viridiplantae; Streptophyta; Magnoliopsida; Fabales; Fabaceae
Product: HVA22-like protein e
Source: RefSeq, a predicted model, not a curated record